Molecule: messenger RNA, 270 nt
Organism: Gongylonema pulchrum
Lineage: Eukaryota; Metazoa; Nematoda; Chromadorea; Rhabditida; Gongylonematidae
Source: the annotation of a GenBank genome assembly
AUGGGGAACGGCCUUGUGGGCGGGGUUAUGCCGCCAAAGAGUGGAGCCAAGGGUGCUAAGGGUGGAAAAGGCGAUCCGAAGGGAGCGGCGAAAGCACCGAAGAAAAAGGAAGGCGGAGGCGGUGGAAAAGCCAAAAAGAAGAAGUGGUCCAAGGGGAAGGUCAUUACGUACAAACUGAUAACGCCAUCAGUGGUUUCGGAACGUCUGAAAGUUUUGCACUGUGAAUGGAACGAUCCGGAAUAUUUACAGUUGCUUUUGUUGCAGGAUUGA